Daphnia magna is the source of this 513-nucleotide messenger RNA. RefSeq lists its product as uncharacterized. NCBI's taxonomy places the organism in Eukaryota, Metazoa, Arthropoda, Branchiopoda, Diplostraca, Daphniidae. The transcript has 3 exons. The coding region runs from base 1 to 513 and encodes 170 amino acids. The record is from RefSeq and is a predicted model, not a curated record.
AUGGUCCGCUCCGUUAAAGAACCUCUAAGAAAGGUGCUUGGGAAAAUGAAGUUGCUGACCGGAAGACAACCUGGAGCUACAUCAGAGUCACCCGACUCAACGAAGAUGAGCCGUGAUGACCUCAUCGAGCUGGACAAGCAGAGGAGCGAACACGCCUUGACAUGGUGGAGGCUGUGGCAAGAGUCAUACCUGUCUGAUCUUAAGCAAUUUCACUGUCGCAAGGGAAAGAGCACCAGAAUUCCGCAUGUUGGCGAAAUUGUCCUGCUGAAAGAACCUAACAUCAAACGUGUUUCGUGGCCGACAGCUAUUGUUACAGGAGUGAUACCUGGAACCGACGCCAAGGUGCGAGCGGUUGUUUUACGACUACGUUCGGGUAAGGAAACCACCAGGAGCAUCCAGACUGUCUAUCCAUUAGAAGUUCAAGCCGAUAUCGACACGCCCGUCGAUGAUACCGAAAUCGGCACAGUGGAGAAGACUACGUCAACGAGAAAGAAGAAUCCGCUCCACAAUUAA